This is a messenger RNA of Symbiodinium necroappetens, 948 nucleotides long. NCBI's taxonomy places the organism in Eukaryota, Dinophyceae, Suessiales, Symbiodiniaceae. The record is from the annotation of a GenBank genome assembly.
GCGCUGCCCAUGCCCAUGCAGGUGCAGCCGGCGCCCAACCCCCGGCUCGAGGAGGCCCAGCAAAGAAAAACCUGGGGAGCGGCCACCUCCGACGCGCUGUCGGCGAGAUACACGGCCGUCGCAGAUGAUGCGCAGCAAUCGGCGAAGAAAAGGGAGGCUGCCAUGAUCUUUGCCGUUGCAGAGGGCCACAUUAAUGACAAUGAGGACUUUGAUGCUGCUCUCCAGGCUGGCACACAGGCACUUGAGAUGUUCAAGGAUCUCGGCGACAUUGAGGGAGUGUCAGACUCCCUUCGAGUCGUGGUGGAUGCCAUGCGGCUCGCCUCCGCCAAGAAGGAGGAGAAACCAGACGAAGCCCUGCGGCUGGCCUCAGAGGAGUUGGUCUGGUUCCGGGAGCAGGGCCAGAAGAGGGGCCAGGCUUCGAUGCUCUUGGCCCUGGCAAGGGUAAACACCAGCGGCAAACGAGGCGUCAAGGAUCGCGAUCAGGGCGUUCGACAGGCCAAAGAGGCUUUGAAGAUCUACCGGGAGUUGAGUGACAAGCCCAUGGAAGGUGCCGUGCUGCUAGUUCUUGGCGAGCUGUACAUCUAUGUCAAGUCCUUCCAAGAGGCAAUAGGUGCCGCAAACAAGGCUCUCGCAAUCUUCGAAGAUGCCGAGGAUUCGCGAUCCGAGGCGCGCUCUCUUCACCUUCUGGCAGAGGCGAGGUUUGGCAACCGCCAGAUGGAAGGUGGCAAGCAGGCUGCGGACGAUGCGAUAGCUAUUUGGACGGAGCUUGGCCUCCGACGACAGGAGGCCAUCGAGCACCUUUCCGUAGCAAGAUGGCACGCCGAAGAGGAGUCCUUGCGUUCAACUGCUUGCUUCGUGUUUCGGGGAAACCCCAAAAGGCUGAUGUAUCCUUGCGAUAUCCGCCCAAAGAUGCAUCACGGCAUUUCUGCCACAAGAUAUUCGACAUGA